AUGGCAAAUAACAAAAAGGUUCUUAUAGGUGCUCAUCUAUCAAUAGCAGGUGGUAUAUGGAAAAUACAGGAAAGAAUGGAGGCUCUUAACGCCACCACAUGUGCACUAUUCCUAAAAAAUCAACGCAGAUUCGCAUUUACACCAUUAGAACCAAAAGCGAUACAAAAGUUCAAAAUGUUGGUAAAAAAUGCAGACCUCCUCGUUCCGCAUGGUUCGUACCUCAUCAACAUGGCAAGAAGUUGCAAAGAGGAAAGAAAGAAGCAUUUCGAAUGUUUUCGUGAUGAUGUGGCCCGCUGCUCCCUGCUGGGAAUAAAAAUGUAUAAUGUACAUCCCGGGAGCGAUGUAGAUAACCUGGGUAAAAAAGCGUUGGCGAACGUAGCCGAGGCGAUAAACGAAGUGAAUAAAAUAGAACCGAACGUUACCAUUGUUAUAGAAAAUAUGGCCGGCCAGGGACGCGUGUUAUGCUCCAAUUUCGGUGAUAUACGCGAUCUGAUAGAGCUUGUGCACGAAAAGAGCAAGAUAGGCGUAUGCCUUGAUACCGCGCAUCUGUUCGGCAGUGGAUAUGAUCUGCAAACGAAAGAGGCAUGCGAAAAAACGUUUGGUGAAUUUGACAGGGUUGUUGGCUUAAGGUAUUUGAAAGCGAUGCACUUAAAUGACAGCAAAGAGGAGCUGGGGUCGAAAAAGGACCGACACGAAUCGCUAGGACUGGGAAAGAUAGGAAUAGAAGCAUUCAAAUUUAUAAUGAAGGAUAAGCGGUUUGAAGACAUACCCAAAGUUUUAGAAACACCGGACAUAAGUCUCUACAAGAAAGAGAUCGCAAUGCUUAGAGGCUUUGCUGAAGAAAAUAAAUAA
This is a messenger RNA of Vavraia culicis subsp. floridensis, 852 nucleotides long. RefSeq names its product apurinic endonuclease (APN1). Bases 1 to 852 code for a protein of 283 amino acids. Lineage: Eukaryota; Fungi; Microsporidia; Pleistophoridae. Gene Ontology annotation, molecular function: DNA binding; phosphoric diester hydrolase activity; zinc ion binding. The record is from RefSeq and is a predicted model, not a curated record. Gene Ontology annotation, biological process: base-excision repair. The transcript has a single exon.